Messenger RNA from Drosophila navojoa, 670 nucleotides. RefSeq names its product choline/ethanolaminephosphotransferase 1 bbc (gene bbc). Gene Ontology annotation, biological process: phosphatidylethanolamine biosynthetic process. Gene Ontology annotation, cellular component: endoplasmic reticulum membrane; Golgi apparatus. NCBI's taxonomy places the organism in Eukaryota, Metazoa, Arthropoda, Insecta, Diptera, Drosophilidae. The record is from RefSeq and is a predicted model, not a curated record. Gene Ontology annotation, molecular function: ethanolaminephosphotransferase activity; diacylglycerol cholinephosphotransferase activity.
CUAACCGAUCUCAACUACAUAAAGGGUACCAGCGUACUAUCGCCUAGUAUACCACUGACUCUAGUGGUCCUGCCGGCGCUCAUGAUUGCCCAAAAGUCCCCGGAUAAUAUUUUUACGGAGCACGCUUCUGUUUUUAUUCUGGCCUUUGGCAUGGUAGCGGCUAAAAUCACCAAUAAACUAGUGAUUGCCCACAUGACGAAAGCUGAGAUGGAAUAUUUGGACUGGUCAUUACUGGGCCCAGCAUUAUUGUUCCUCAAUCAGUACUUUAAUUGUAUUGUGCCAGAGAUUUGGUUGCUUUGGUUUACGCUAGCCUGGAGCACCCAGGAUUUACUCCGAUACUGUGCGCAGGUUUGCUUCGAGAUUUGCCAGCAUCUGCGGAUCGACCUGUUUAGAAUACCGUAUAGCGCCAAGGUCUCGAGUACCUCGUCGGUGGGCAGCCAGAUCAAUUUCGGAGGGGAAAAAAAUGGUAGCACAUCGCACCGAAAGUCUAAAAGCAAAUUGCACUAACUAUAUGUUGCAUUGAUUUCAUUCAAAUUCCUAAGAAACUUUCAAAUAUUUUCGGUGUUAGAGAAAGUUUAAACAGUUUUAAGCUUAACCAACCAAAAUUUACCGUCGAAAUGUUAAAUCAACAAAUAGUAUAACUAAUUUAUAAAUGUUGUAACCAAAAAGA